ACAUAUCGUGUCACUCGACAAGUGUCAGAGAGUGCAAGUCUUUGCAUGCCACAAUUAUUUGUUAAAUUUGUAAAUAAAAUAUUUGUUACUAUUUUUUUGAUAGGAUGUUAAAGGAAUUGAUUGUGGGAGAUACAACGUUUUUCUUUGAGUGUUCAGUGAAUGGAGAUGUGAUAGAGUAUAUGUUAUAUGAUUCCGUUGAAAAUUGGGUAGCAUCGAAAACGAAAGAGGAAGUGGCGCAGACGUUGCAGCACCUGAAUAAGCGCAUAAAAUUUGAUGUGGCCACUGCUUACGAUACUUUGCAAAAUACGGAACCGGAAUCGGCAAACUGGGCAGAGAGCGACGUUGAAACGAACCAAGUGGAUGUGCAUGCUGCAUGUGAACGUAUUUUGGAACUAAAGUAUCGCGUUAAAGGUUGCCGAUUGAAUUUUGAGUGGUGCUUAAAGCGCCAAGAUAACACUCUUACUAUUCCACUACCCGUUCAUCAAGUUGCCAGUGUAGUAAAUAAAUUGCCGGCGCAAGUUGAAGAGCUACUGGAUGUGUUGCGGCGUAAAGAGGACGAAAUAAAGCAGUAUCGCACCGAAUAUGGAAGUUUGCGCAGAUCCACCGUUGCAACAAAUGCCUUUCAUGUUGAUAAGUUUCGUGAACGAUAUGCUGCAACUGAUAACAAAGUGAAGAUUUUGCAAAAAAUUAUAGCACGUUGGCAAGCGGAGCAUGGGGAAACAGAGUCAGCUCAAGAGGCAGAAACUUCAAUACGCAACAAUGGCAGUCCAACGAAUAGAGUUAAAAUAGAAGAUGCGGAUAAGAGUUCACCAAGUGGCCACAAAAAUGUACGCGAAAGUCCACGCAAUAGAAAACGCAAAGCAAUGCAAAUGCAAAAAGCGCGAAUGACACGCACACUUCAAUCACGCAGACAAAAAUUAGAAUAUGAAAGUCAAAGUCAAACGUUAAGCGAAAGUGAGCAGCCACAAGGAACCGAUGAAGUGAUACCAAAAGUGUCGGAAAAUGUGAUUAACAGUGAUAAUUGCACGGAUGACGCACGAAAUAACGAAAAGAACGCGGAGAAUUAUGGUCAAACCAACAUCAGAUUGCCAACCGAAAAGCUAACAAGCAAUGCAGCGAAAACAGUGCCAAGUCCCAUUAACAAUAGCGCAAGCGAGACUGCAAAGGAGGUAGCAAGUAAAAAACAAAAUUUGUCACCGCGUGUCGUCGAAAGACCGAAUACCCGCCAAAGACGUCGCGAAUGUGCAAUGCAUGAGAAUAAUUCAAUUGAGUUGAAGGUGAUUGAAAACCCUGCACAAAGUGAGGUUUACACGGUGGAUGAGUGUACAGAGCCGGUAAAAAUUAGUGGUGUUACAAGUGUUGUUCCCGAUAAGGCUUCGAAAAGUAAAUGUUUAGCUAAUUCACAAAAAUUAUCAGCAUCACAGUUAGUGCACACAAAGGAGUACCCUAAGAAUGAUAUAAGCGCUUAUGUGGACUCUGUGCUUAGUAAACUGGAUGCAUUGAUAAGGGAUUAGUAAAGUGCUACAAUAAUAACAACAACAACAACAACAACAACAUGAAGAAUUGAAUGCGCAAUGCAAAUGUGCUGGCAUCGAAGGCCAGCGCUACAAACUCACUUGCAAUAAAAGUAGCUCAACCCCUUGCGUUACGAUUAAAUCUCGAAGAAUAGUACGCGUGUAGACAAUUAAAUUUAGCGCAAUUCUAUGAAUGAUUUAUCACAAAAAAAAAAAAAAACUCUUAAAACCGUUAUCUAUAUUAAAGUCAAUUUAGCUAGAAUAUAAAAAAAAUACCAUAAUAAUAUUUUUAUUUUUACAAGUUUAAAGAAAUUCAUGUGAUUCUAAACGUUAAAAUAUACUGCGGGCGACGCCCGUCAAAUUCGAAUUUAGUACAGAAAAUCUUGACGGGCGGGGUCCGUUAUUUCCACUCAAGGGGUUGAAAUGCUAAAUUACUAUUGCGAAAUUGUUGUACAUAUGUGUGUGUGUUUUUAAGAAUUCUAGAAUAUGUAAAUGUUACAGUUUGUAUUUGUCGCAAUUUAUAAUCGAAACAUAGUUUUUGUAAUAUAUCUUAUUAUUUUAUCAAAUAUGUACAAACAAAUUUAACACUUUUUGUAUUUUGUAAUAAAUGAAAUUUAGUUUCAGUCGGAAAUUAAGUUGACUUCCCAA
This is a messenger RNA of Anastrepha ludens (Mexican fruit fly), 2162 nucleotides long. RefSeq lists its product as uncharacterized. The transcript is spliced from 5 exons. The record is from RefSeq and is a predicted model, not a curated record. The coding region runs from base 105 to 1514 and encodes 469 amino acids. Lineage: Eukaryota; Metazoa; Arthropoda; Insecta; Diptera; Tephritidae.